Ambispora gerdemannii is the source of this 1656-nucleotide messenger RNA. The record is from the annotation of a GenBank genome assembly. Lineage: Eukaryota; Fungi; Glomeromycota; Glomeromycetes; Archaeosporales; Ambisporaceae.
AUGGGCACGUGUAUAAGCAAAAACCCAGAAUCGACAAACUCCGGCCAAAUAAUAAUACACCCAAAACAUAAUAAACUUCAAAAGAAACGAAGAUCACAACGAAGAAAACUAGAAGGUGCCCCUAAUAACAAUCACGACACAUCACUAUUUCCACCUCCAGGAAAAACUUGUCUCACAUGCAACCAACCAUACACGACGCGCAGUGUUCGCGGAUGGUGUCAACCGUGUGAAGCACGUCGUUUCCAGGACGAUUUUCCAAACUGGAAUACUGGGAAUGCCGCGUUAGAUAAUUUUAUUAGAGAGUCACAGUUGCAGAAUAGCAUGCCGAAUCGCUUUUUGGAGUGGAUUCCGUUCGAUAAAUUUCAGGGCGUAAGAGAAAUCGGGAGGGGAGGUCAUGGAGUGGUGUAUAAAGCUACUUGGCAUAUGGGACCAAAAUUGUAUUUUGAUGAGAUGAAGCAAUAUUGGGUUCGGGAAGGUGAAACUAAAGUGGUGCUAAAAAGAUUGUAUGCUUCACAACUAGCUAAUGAAGAAUAUUGGAACAAGUUGCAUUCGCAUCGAUCUACUCAUAGUAAAUGUGUGCCAAGGUGGUAUGGACUCAGUCAAGAUCCACAAUCACGAGAAUACAUAAUAGUAUCACAGCCAACGGACGUUGACUUACGACAAUAUCUGCGUGAAAAUUUCAAGGAACUAACGUGGGAGAAAAAGCUCGGAAUCGUAUACAACAUACUGCACGGUCUCAUGGAACUUCAUAACUCACGAAUAGUUCACAAGAACCUCCACAGUGGAAACAUACUACGACAAUACAACGGCUCGCAAUCACUCACCUUUAUCACAGAUUUAGGCCAAUCGUCACACGACGCGAAACUGGCAUGGGAAAUAUGUGAUGGACUCAGACCCGAGAUUGUAGUCACAAUGCCAAUGUGUUUCGUCGAAUUGAUGGAACAGUGUUGGCGAGCUGACCCAAAAGAACGACCGGAUAUACGUAGUCUUGAGAAAACUUUAAUGUCUUGGGGAUGGCAUAUGGGACUAUCUCAGAAACAAAAAAUUGCUGAACAAUUUGUCGCCGCGGAACAAGAUCGUCUGAAAGCAAUCGAAGAGGCUGGUGAUAACGUGAUGGAAUCUGCGUUCCCAGUGUUGCAUCCGAAAGCUAUUUAUUAUAGUAGACGUUUGAAUUUCCCGGAUUUACCAGAUCCACGUGAUCGAACAUUGACAUCUGUUGCUUGUAGUAAUGACAUUUAUAGUGUUUAUAGUAUUUAUAGUGAGAGCGAAUAUGCUAGUAGUUUUGUUAAUUCUAUCAAUGAGAAUAACAAUAGUGAUGUUGGAAGUGAAGAGAAAAGAUACUCGCGAGCUUUCCUUCGUGAAGGAUUGGCAACAGUAACAACAUUUCGUUUGGGUGUUAAUAAUGGCAAUGAGCUUGCGGGAAGGUCAUCACUCUAUUCAAUAGAAGCGACUGAAGAUGAAGGUUAUGAAGAAGAACACAAGCUAAGUUUUCCGAUCACGAUAAGUAAAAGCAUGGCGUCUGAAAUCAAGAACAACAACAAUAGUCUUGAAAUAUCACUUGUGGUUUAUAACGAUCGAAUAAACUCCAAGAAAUCGUCAUCGUCACUUCGAAAAGAUAAAGACUCACAACGUUGUGGUGGGGGAAUAGAGAUAUAG